Molecule: messenger RNA, 96 nt
Organism: Peronospora matthiolae
Lineage: Eukaryota; Oomycota; Peronosporomycetes; Peronosporales; Peronosporaceae
Source: the annotation of a GenBank genome assembly
AUGAGUGCGCACUGGGCUAACCCACGACGUUUCCUUUUUGCCCGCAAAAAGGAAACGGAGAAACCGACGUGGAGGAUGCGACAUAAAAUUGACUAG